UGUCCGCUGGAGGUUGGUGACGUUCGCGCGGUCUACUGCGCCGUGUACAGCGUGCCUGGCGUGUGGAGCCGGACAUUGUACGAGGAGACGCCGCACCCGUUCCAAGGCGAGUGCUACGGCGCCAAGAUGGCGGUGCUGCGUCGGGACUACGUCGAGGGCGUCGGGUACGUCGCGCUCUUCGCGCUCCUCGUGACGCUGGAGCUCGUCUGGCUCAACCGAAGGGUCGUGCUGGACCUCGUCAAGCCGCCUCUCCACGACGAAUCGCAGAGCCGCCCGUCGUGGUCCGAGAUCUCGUGA
Messenger RNA from Saprolegnia parasitica CBS 223.65, 297 nucleotides. RefSeq lists its product as hypothetical. The annotation marks the transcript as partial. The record is from RefSeq and is a predicted model, not a curated record. The transcript has a single exon. Lineage: Eukaryota; Oomycota; Saprolegniomycetes; Saprolegniales; Saprolegniaceae.